AUGACCGCUGUUCUUCCGCUUUGACGCGGUGAUUGACGUCAUCAAACAGCGACGGGACUGUUUACUACUGUCAUGGCGUCGGUGGAUUUCAGAGACAACCUGCUGGGGAUAUCGUGGGUGGACAGCGGUGUGGUCCCUAUUCUAAACCCUGGAAAUGUGCUGGACUAUUUCUCUGAGAGAAGUAACCCCUUUUACGACAGAACCUGUAAUAAUGAGGUGGUGAAGAUGCAGCGGCUCUCUCUGGAUCACCUCAAUCAGAUGGUGGGAGUGGAGUACAUUCUUCUCCAUGCACAAGAGCCCAUUCUUUACAUCAUCCGUAAACAACAGAGGCAGUCACCCACACAAGUGAUCCCCUUGGCGGACUACUACAUCAUCAUAGGAGUGGUCUAUCAGGCACCAGACCUCGGCACUGUCAUCAGCUCCAGAGCGCUAUCUGCUGUCCACGGAAUCCAGUCCGCGUUUGACGAAGCCAUGUCCUACUGUCGCUACCACCCGUCCAAAGGGUACUGGUGGCACUUCAAGGACCAGGAGGAGAGAGAAAAGGCCAAGCCUAAGUCGAAAAAGAAAGAGGAACCAGGUUCACUCUUCCAAAGGCAUUGCGUGGAUACCCUCCUGUUGGACCUCAGGGCCAAAUUCCCGCCAACCUUCUAUCAGCCAAAGCCAGGCGAGAAGCCCAUUCCAGUCGAGGUGAAGAAAGAGCCCGAGCCGCCCACGGAAACGGUCAAACAAGAGGAAAGGGAGCCAGCCGCCAAAUCGGCAGCCCCUGCGCCUCCCAACAAACCCCCUCCUGAGAAACGGGCCAGGCUGCAAUGACGGCGUCAGCAGUUCUUGCCAUGCGUUUACCGCAUGAUGAAGUGUCGUUCGCGUCCGUCACCUGCAUGACGUGCACACCGUACGACAAAAUAAGAAAAGACUUUUCUUCUCCAGAAUCGCCUUCAUUCUCGCUCUGCUCUCAGGAACGUCUCAUCCGGGAAGUCAUGCUCCUCCCAUCAGUACAUGGAGUGUGUUUUCUUUUCUAUUUACACCUUCAAUAAAUGGGAGUAAAUGCU
Messenger RNA from Dunckerocampus dactyliophorus (ringed pipefish), 1049 nucleotides. It is a transcript of the gene med6, whose product is annotated as mediator complex subunit 6. Gene Ontology annotation, cellular component: core mediator complex; mediator complex. Lineage: Eukaryota; Metazoa; Chordata; Actinopteri; Syngnathiformes; Syngnathidae. The record is from RefSeq and is a predicted model, not a curated record. Gene Ontology annotation, biological process: regulation of transcription by RNA polymerase II. Gene Ontology annotation, molecular function: transcription coactivator activity. The transcript is spliced from 8 exons. The coding region runs from base 73 to 813 and encodes 246 amino acids.